Messenger RNA from Agrilus planipennis (emerald ash borer), 2101 nucleotides. RefSeq names its product ammonium transporter Rh type B (gene Rh50). NCBI's taxonomy places the organism in Eukaryota, Metazoa, Arthropoda, Insecta, Coleoptera, Buprestidae. Gene Ontology annotation, biological process: ammonium homeostasis; ammonium transmembrane transport. The record is from RefSeq and is a predicted model, not a curated record. Gene Ontology annotation, molecular function: ammonium channel activity. The coding region runs from base 107 to 1381 and encodes 424 amino acids. The transcript is spliced from 6 exons. Gene Ontology annotation, cellular component: plasma membrane.
CAAUCGUUUCUGCAGGUAACAUCAAAAGAGACAGCUUCAUUUUUAAUAAAUACUUAUUGCAAAGCCUGCAUCUAUUAGCAAUUAUUGUAAUAAUUACCAGAUUGUGAUGUCGGACCAUCGUAGGGAUGUGUUUGUACUUUUAUUUGUUCAAGUGACCAUCUUUAUCUUGUUUGGAUAUUUCGUUCGAUACGAUGAAAGCCAAAAAGGAGAAAAUACCAUCUACUUCAUGUUCCAGGAUAUACAUGUUAUGGUGUUUCUUGGAUUCGGAUUCUUGAUGGCUUUCUUAAAAAAAUAUGGCUACAGCUCGAUAGGAUUCAAUUUUUUCUUGGCAGCUAUUCUUGUACAAUGGGCCAUUUUAUGUCGUGGGUUCUUUCACCUGAGCAACUUAAAAAUUCCAAUCAGCGUAGAAAGCCUUGUGGAAGCAGAUAUAGCAGUAGCAAGUGUACUUAUAUCAAUGGGUGUUCUUCUUGGACAAACAACUCUCUUACAAUUAAUAAUUAUGGGUAUUAUUGAAAUAGCCGUAUACCAAUGUAAUUUUUACGUAGGGGAUGAAAUUUUGAAGUUAUAUUUAAAGAUUGCAGAUGCAGGAGCCUCAAUUUUUGUUCACACAUUUGGAGCUUAUUUUGGUUUAGCUGCAAGUUUUGCUUUAAGCCGUUUUAAACGAAAGAAUGACAUUGAAUCAGACAAGAGCUUGGAAUCAUCAAAUUAUACAUCAGACCUUUUUGCAAUGAUAGGAACCAUCUUCUUGUGGAUUUAUUGGCCUAGUUUUAAUUCUGCAGAACUAUCAGGUGAUGAUCAACACAGGGCUAUAAUAAACACUUAUCUGUCUUUAGCAGCGUCUUGUGCAACUGCUUUCGCUUUUUCGGCAAUUUUAACGCCCGAUACCAAAUUCGAUAUGGUUCAUGUACAGAAUUCAACAUUAGCUGGGGGUGUCGCUAUUGGUGCCUCCGUUAAUAUGAUGAUUCAGCCGUACGGCGCCAUUUUUUUAGGAAUGCUGGCCGGAGCUUUAUCUGUCAUCGGAUAUAACUAUAUUACCCCAUGGAUCGACAGGAAUCUGCACAUUCAUGACACCUGUGGAGUACACAAUCUUCAUGGAAUGCCUGGAGUUUUGGCAGCUCUAGUGUCAGCAAUUUUAGCAGCUAUAGCUACCGAAAGCCAGUACCACACAGGACUCUACGACAUAUUCCCGGCACGAGCUCCAACAAUUCCAUCAUUCAAUCAAGACGUUUACAGGCAUAUUCAGGGCGACGGCAGGACUGCUAUGCAACAAGCCGGUUAUCAAAUACUUGCUCUUAUCAUGACUGUUGUGGUGGCUAUAGUGACCGGGUUUCUUACAGGUAUUUCAAAUAAAACCCUUUGCUUUCAUUAUUCCUUUCUAUAAAACAAUUUUUAAAACCAACAUGGAAUGAAAAGUUGCUUUUUCCUAUAAAACCGACAACCCACUUGUCUUCCUCAUUUACAAAUCUUUAUCAACUUAAUAUCAUACUAUACUUACCAAAAAAACACCUUAAUAAAGGCAUGUAAAUAAGAACAGAUCAAUAAAUCUAACAAUUGGUAAUGUUACUUACACAACACACCCCCCAUACAAUUACGUAAAAUGUUUUGAAAAUAGUGAGUCUUUCGUGUUAUUUUUCCCUCUAAAUUUUUAAAUAGAGUAAAAGUGCAGCAUUAUUUGCGACAGUUUGAUGUAUAAAGCGUCACAAGUCUUUUAAUUAGCCUAACACGUAAAUGUAGAGAUAUCAACGAUCAAUAUGUGAAAUGUAACAACUAAGUGCAUGCUAGAAUGAGAUUAGAUCUUUUAGAGUGUCAUUAGUUAAUUUGAGAUAAUUUAAUAGAAAAGCGUUGCAAGCUGCUAUGAAUCUUAGGACUGAAACAAUUUUUAAAAAAACACCUUUCUAAUUAAGGUAAUGUUUUUAAAAUAUAAAAAAAAUAAAAUUCUUAAAGUACACUGUUCAUUACAACAUUACUCGAAGCCCUUCAAAGCUCAUAUAUUACAACCAUCAAUUCGUGUUAUAAAAAAACUAAACACCAAUUAAUAUUCCCCUUAAUUAAUGGUCCUGAAGUCUUAGUAAUGAUUGCCCAAAUAAAGAACAAAGUAUAU